Molecule: messenger RNA, 1849 nt
Organism: Arachis duranensis
Lineage: Eukaryota; Viridiplantae; Streptophyta; Magnoliopsida; Fabales; Fabaceae
Product: probable serine/threonine-protein phosphatase 2A regulatory subunit B'' subunit TON2
Exons: 12
Coding region: 167-1597 (476 amino acids)
Biological process (GO): cortical cytoskeleton organization; microtubule cytoskeleton organization; regulation of dephosphorylation
Cellular component (GO): spindle; centrosome
Molecular function (GO): calcium ion binding
Source: RefSeq, a predicted model, not a curated record
UACGAGGAUAAUCAAUCAAAUUAAUACGGUGAUGCUGAUUAUGUUUAUGUAGCUGAAAAGGAACCGAAGGAAUAACUAAUAAGAGGGCUUUUGUGGUAAAACUUGUAACGUCGGUGGUUGAGUUUAGAUCAGGUCAGAUCAGAUCGGAGCAGAGUGUCCCUCCGCCAUGUACAGCGGCUCCAGCGACGGCGAAGCCCAUGAUCCCCCUCAGAGGAAAAUCCCUCCCGCUUCCUCCAUGUUAUGGGUCCGUAACCUUCGCCGUUUCAUCGGAUCCGGUGCCGGCCUCGGAUCCGAAGCCUUGAUGGAGCUUGAAACGAAGAGGAUUUUGCUCGACAUUUUCAAAGAAAAGCAGAAGAAAAGCGCGGAAGCUGGUACGAUUCCAAGUUUCUACAAGAAGAAACCCGAAGAAGGAUCAAUCAGUCAUAGAGUACAGCGAUUGGCAAAGUACAGGUUUCUGAAGAAACAAUCAGAUCUUUUACUGAAUGCUGAUGAUUUGGAUGCAAUGUGGGUUUGCUUAAGAGAAAAUUGUGUAAUAGACGAUGCUACUGGUGCUGAGAAGAUGAAUUAUGAAGACUUUUGCCACAUAGCCUCUGUAUGUACAGAACAAAUUGGUCCAAAAUGCCGACGCUUUUUUAGCCCUUCAAACUUCAUGAAGUUUGAGAAGGAUGAACAAGGAAGAAUUGCCAUUUUACCCUUUUACCUUUAUGUGAUGCGUACAGUUUCACUUACACAGGCAAGAAUAGAUAUGAGUGAACUCGAUGAGGACUCUGAUGGUUUCCUUCAGCCACAUGAAAUGGAGGCAUAUAUACGAGGUCUUAUCCCCAACUUGGCACAAUUACGUGAUAUGCCAGAAGCCUUUGUUCAAAUGUAUUGUCGUAUUGCUGCACACAAGUUUUUCUUCUUUUGUGAUCCUCAUAGACGAGGAAAAGCUUGCAUCAAGAAAGUGUUGCUUAGUAAUUGUCUCCAAGAACUAAUGGAGCUUCACCAGGAAAGUGAAGAAGAAGUCACAGACACAGAACAAGCUGAAAACUGGUUCUCUUUGACUUCUGCUCAACGUAUUUGUGACAUGUUUCUUGCCCUUGAUAAAGAUGCAAGUGGGUCAUUGAGCAAGCAGGAGCUUCGAGAAUAUGCAGAUGGGACUCUGACAGAGAUUUUUAUCGAGAGAGUAUUCGAUGAACAUGUUCGCCGAGGAAAGGGUGGUAGUGGAAAUGCUCGGGAGAUGAGUUUUGAGAGUUUCUUGGACUUUGUUCUGGCUUUAGAAAACAAAGACACUCCAGAGGGGUUGACAUACUUAUUCCGGUGUCUUGAUCUUCAAGGAAGGGGAUACCUAACUACAGCUGAUAUUCACUCCCUUUUCAGGGAUGUGCACCAUAAAUGGAUUGAGGGUGGCAACUACGAACUUUGCAUCGAAGAUGUGAGGGAUGAAGUGUGGGAUAUGGUUAAGCCGGCAGAUCCCCUUAAGAUUACAUUGGCUGAUCUACUGGCCUGCAAACAGGGCGGAACCGUGGCCAGCAUGCUCAUCGAUGUGCGCGGUUUCUGGGCUCACGACAACAGAGAAAAUCUACUUCAGGAAGAAGAAGAGCCAGAGGAGGAAUAACCCAUUGUUCAUCAUGGCACUUGCUAACAGAAUAUUGCUCGUCUUAAUGCCCAUUCAACUUAGAAUUCUCACAGGAUGUAACCAAUGCUCGUGUUUUGAGUCAUUAGAUGUGUAUUAGUUUUGCUUCAUCUGCAUGUUGUGUUAUCUGUAAAACGUUAAAAGUAGUGUAUCUAGCCGCGUGUAGUUCGAACUUUUCCUUUAGCUAAAUGCUUGAUAUGAUUAUAUGUUAAUAAUGGGCCCGCAUGAUUAGAA